Messenger RNA from Tetrahymena thermophila SB210, 2073 nucleotides. Its product is annotated as AMP-binding enzyme family protein. The record is from RefSeq and is a predicted model, not a curated record. The transcript has a single exon. Gene Ontology annotation, molecular function: long-chain fatty acid-CoA ligase activity. NCBI's taxonomy places the organism in Eukaryota, Ciliophora, Oligohymenophorea, Hymenostomatida, Tetrahymenidae. Gene Ontology annotation, cellular component: membrane; endoplasmic reticulum.
AUGGAAAAAUCUCCAUUUGAGAAGGAAUUUUAAAAGAGGAUAUAUAACUUACCUGUAGGUUAAAAACCUGCAGACUCAACAUUUACUAUGAGAAAUCCUUAAUCUUUAAGUUAGCUUUUAUAUAAACCACAUCCAAAUAUUAAUAAUCUCUAAGAUGUUAUUACCUUCAGACUGAAGUAAAAUGGUUUAUCAGAAUUUGUAGGAAAGAAAAAUCAUAAAACAGGGAUUUAUGAGUAUGAAAGCUUCAAUAAAAUAUUUAAUUAAGCAGUUUGCUUGGGAUCUAUUAUUGAAAAUAUGAGCUUUUUAAAGAUAACAGAUGAACAAAAGAAAUUUAGAUUUUAUAGCAAUUUAAAUUAAAAUUUUAAUGGAGUCAUUAAAUUGAUAGGUUUGUACUGCAAAAAUAGACUUGAAUGGACAAUAUGUGAUAUGGCUAACGCCUUGUAUGGAUAUACUAUGGUUCCUAUUUAAGAAUCUCUUGGCUUUGAUUCUGUUAGCUAUAUUUUAGCUCAUUCAGGCUUAACCACUUGUAUUUGUUCUACUUAAUCUGUAGAGAUUUUAAUUUAAAAAGAUUAAUUCCAAAAUUUAAAAAACAUAAUUUUGCUUGACGAUGACCAUGAUUUAAAGAUUAAAGAGGUCUUAGAAGAUAGAGGUAUUAAAAUAUAUCAAUUUUAGCAUUUGAUAGAGUAAGGAAAAAUAAAUAAAGUUCCUCUUCCUAAGAACUUACCGACUGAUACUAUUUUUAGCUUAUGCUAUACAUCAGGGACAACUGGAAAUCCUAAAGCUGCUAUGAUCACUCAUAGAAAUAUGAUUGCCACUAUUAAAAAUUAGUAGCAUUUUAUAUUUUAAUAAAAUGAAAGUGAUACUCAUAUAAGCUAUUUACCUUUGUAGCAUAUAUAUGAGAGGUUUAGAUCAAUUACUUGUUGGUACACUGGCACUAAAAUAGCCUAUUCAAGUGGAAAUAUACUUAAAUUAAAAGAAGAUAUAGCUGAUAUUUAACCUACUUUUUUAGUAUUUGUUCCAAGAUUAAUGAAUAAAUACUUUAGUGAAAUCAAUUAAAUUAUUAAAGAUCUUCCAAAAGAAGAGUAAAGCUAAAUUUGUAGAGCAAUUGAAGAAAAAUUAAGUAAUUUAAAAGAUGAAUAGAAGUACACUUUUAAACAUUCAUUGUAUGAUGAACCUUUUUUCAGUAAAUUUAGAGAUAUCUUUGGAGGAAAAAUAAAAAAUAUCAGCAGUGGAUCAGCCCCUAUUUCUUAAGAAGUUAUAGACUUUUUAAAAGUUGUAUUAUGUUGUAAUGUCUCUUAGGGUUAUGGGCUAACAGAGAGCUGUGGAAUGGCUACUAGCUAAAUCUCAGGAGUUUAAAUUGAGAAUUAAGUUGGAGGAGUAACUGUAAGUAAUGAACUUAAAUUAGUAGAUGUACCUGAAAUGGGUUACUUUACAACAGAUAAAAAUUAAAGAGGGAUAGCCACUCCAAGAGGAGAAAUAUGUCUUAGAGGGCAUAAUAUAUUUGCAGGAUAUUUUAAAGAUGACUAAAAAACAGAAGAAACCUUUGACUAAGAAAAUUGGCUACAUACAGGCGAUAUUGGAGUUAUCUUACCUAAUGGAGCUUUAAGAAUUAUUGAUAGAAAGAAAAACCUUUUUAAACUUCAACAAGGAGAAUAUAUAUCUCCAGAAAAAGUUGAAAAUAUUUAUAUCAGGGUUAGAGGAGUUUAAGAAGUAUUUAUUUAUGGUGAUCCUUUCUAAAGAUAUUGUGUUGCGAUAAUAGUUCCAAAUCCAGAAGAAUUAAUAAAAAUAGCAAAUUAAUUAAACAUAAAAGAAACUAACCUACAAAAUUUAUGCUAAAAUCAACUUGUUAAUAGUUUCUAUUUGGAAAAUUUGCAGCAAUUUGGGAGGAAAGAAGGUUUAAUAUCUUAUGAGUAAGCAAAGAAAAUUUAUCUUGAGCCUGUCUCUUUUGCAUAGCAUGGAUGUUUAACACAAAGUAUGAAACUUUAGCGCCAUAUAGCAAAGAAAGUAUUUUAAAAAGUGCUAGAUAAUCUCUACAGCUCUGAUAUUCUACCUGAUAAAACACCUCGUUUGUGA